This is a messenger RNA of Dermatophagoides farinae (American house dust mite), 2865 nucleotides long. RefSeq lists its product as uncharacterized. Gene Ontology annotation, molecular function: protein binding. Gene Ontology annotation, biological process: positive regulation of protein localization to plasma membrane; positive regulation of voltage-gated calcium channel activity; skeletal muscle contraction. The record is from RefSeq and is a predicted model, not a curated record. NCBI's taxonomy places the organism in Eukaryota, Metazoa, Arthropoda, Arachnida, Sarcoptiformes, Pyroglyphidae.
GUUGGUUGGUUAAAAAAAAAGACCUAGUGUGUUUGUGUUUGUGUGCUGGCAAUAUUCAAAGUUUUGCCACAGUAGUUUCAUUCAAGAUUUGAUUGUGAUUACAACAACCGACCGAACGACGAAAUCAAAAAAACAACAACGAUAAUGAUGUUCCAGGAUUUAAAUCGUUGAAAUUAUCAUUGCUGUUAUAAUAUUUGCCUUGUUUGUUUUGUUUUUUAAAUUUUGUUCUCAUUAAAUCAUGUCUUUUUUUGUGCCUUUUUAAAAAAAAAAUUAACCACCAUUAUUAAAUACAAUUUGGGCUGAUUUGUUAACUGUUGUUGUUGUUGUUGUUGAAAACAUUGUUACCGAAAAAAAAUGGAUCUACGAUCAAAUGAUUCAAGAAGAUUUUCACAAUCAUCAUCAUCAGUACCAUCACCACAACAACAACAAUCAUCAUCAUCAUCAUCAUUAUCAGCUGUGACCGGUGUUAAAAGUAAAUGGAUUAAAGCAUUUCGUUCAUUAAAAUUAACAGCCGUUGGUGUUGGUUCAAGGAAUAAUGAUCUGGCCGAUUUGGAAGCACAACGUACAUAUCGUAUAUCCGUACAAUUGGGCGUACAUGCAUUUCAGGAAUAUACGUAUAAAAAAAUUACAGCUUGUGAUGUUUGUAGAGAAAUUUUACGUGGUCAUUCUCGUCAAGGACUUAAAUGUAAAUUAUGUAAAAUGAAUGUACAUACUGGCCAAUGCCAGGAAAAUGCACCAAAAUGUCAGCCUAAACCACGUUUACUACGAAAACAGAAAUCAGCAUCUGAAUUGGAGACAAAAAUAACCAUACCACAGAUUGAUGAUGAAAAAUAUCAAAAUUAUGAUCCUGUUUAUCAAUCACUACGUGCUGCUGCUGAUGCUCGUAAAUGUGCACAAUAUGUAACGGAACAUUAUUCAAAUUAUAAUGGUGGUGGUGGUAGUGGCGGUAGUGGCGGUGGUGGUGGUAAACAUAAACAUAAUAAUAAUUAUCAUCAUCAUUAUCAUCAUGAUUCUUCCGGAAGUGGUAGUUCAGGUUCUAUUUCGAUUAAACAAACAUAUGGUAAUGGUCCAUCUAAUUCUGGUGGUGGUGGUGGUGGUGGUAAACAUCAAGAUAGUAAUGAUAGUUUAGUUGGUAGCCAAACAAGUUUAACACAUUGUCAACCACAACAUCAUCAACAUCGUCAACAAGAAACAUCAUCAUCUUCAUGUCCACCACCACAACAACAACAACAACAACAACCACAACCACCACCACCAACAAUAAAAAUGACACAUAGAAAUUCGGAUUCAGAAUUUCAUCAAUCAACUAUUGAAUAUCAUCAACAACAAUAUGGUUCAAUGAUGAAACAACAACAACAACAACAACAACAGCCGGAUAUCCGUUAUCAACAUUAUGGUAGUGGUCAUUCAUCGAUGAAUAAUUCCAAUGAACAAUCACCAAUGAUAACUAAUCGAACAUUACCUGGUUUUGCCUAUCAUAAUAACAAUGGUAAUGGUGGUGGUGGUAUUGUUCCAAUAUCAAUCAAUAAAUCAUCCGUGCCAAUCAUUCAUCAACAACAACAACAUCAUCAUAAUACACCUACAUUAUUAACAAUAUCACAAACACAACAACAAGCUUAUUCGGCACCACAUAGUCCACAUAAAAAGAAAUUAACAUUACGAAUGAAAAGCUUAAGUUUAGAUAGUCCAGAAUCGGCUGAAACAUUAAAAGAUAAAAGGCCAAAUUUUACACCACCAAUACCACCACAAUUACCACCAUUGCCACCCAUUGCCGCCGCUCAUCAUUAUCAUCAUCAUCAUCCUCAUCAUCAUUCACAACAUCGUCGUGAUAUGAUGAAAACUGUUGCUGAACCAUCAUCAUCAUCAUCAUCAUUACCACCAACAGUUGGUCUUGUUGGCCAAUCACCACCACGUUAUGAUUCAAAUGAAAUGAUUAAUCAUUAUUCACCAUAUAAAUCAGCAGCAGCAGCAGCAGCAACAUUAUCAUCACAAUCAUCGAAUGUAUCCAUCCAGCAUCCAACAUCGGCCACACAACAAUCAUCACAACAGCAGCAGCAGCAACCAUCAACUGUUCAAGCACCACCACCACCAUUGCCACCACCGCAGCCAUCAUCAACAUCACAACAACAACAACAAACAGUGGCAGCAGCAGCAGCAGCCGCAUCAUCAAAUCAAUAUCAAAUAUCAAAACGUUUUAAAUUAGGUAUACAUGGCCGUAUGAGAUCAUUUGAACGUGAUGAUCAGAUAUUUGUACAGGAUCUACCACCAUGUUCAAUGUCACCAUGUCCAUCACCGAAACCACAACGUCUAUUACCGACCAACAUAUUUGUUGUAUUAUACAAUUUUCGUAGCCGACAAAUUGAUGAGCUUAAUUUAAGAGCUGGUUAUAUGGUCACUGUAGUCGAUACAACCGAUCCAGAUUGGUGGCAAGGUAAAUGUAUGGGAAAAGUAGGAUUCUUUCCAUCAAAAUAUGUAACAAAAUUAUUUCCCGGUGAACGUCCAUUACAAGUAAUACAUACAGUUCAAUUGACCGAUGGUGAAUUUGCUAUUAAAUUGCUUCGUGAACAGAUUGUCAUUCAAGUAUCGGAAGAGAUGAGUGGCAUCAUAAUGGUACGUACGGGCAUCAACGAUAAAAUUGUUCCCUGUCCAUCGAAAUAUCUUCAAGAGAUAACAUUAUAAACAAAACAAAAUACAAAAUGUAAACUACGAGAGAGAGCUUAUUCAAGAAACUAUAUUUCUACUACUUCUACAAACUACUACUACUACUACUGAUACUGCUACUACCUACAGAAUCGAUUGAAUUAAAUAAUUUCAAGGAAUAGGAAUAAAUUGAUGAGAAAAAGAGAAAAAAAAAAAAAUGUGAAU